This is a messenger RNA of Rhododendron vialii, 922 nucleotides long. RefSeq names its product EG45-like domain containing protein 2. The transcript is spliced from 3 exons. NCBI's taxonomy places the organism in Eukaryota, Viridiplantae, Streptophyta, Magnoliopsida, Ericales, Ericaceae. The record is from RefSeq and is a predicted model, not a curated record. Bases 120 to 548 code for a protein of 142 amino acids.
CCGUCAAGAAAGUUACCCGUGGACUUCCUUUCAGUUUUGGAAUCGUCCGUUGACUCCAAAAGGGUGUCUUUAAUUUCUUUUUCUCCAACUCUUUCGGCACUAUUUCCUAACAUAACAAAAUGUCCAGAACUCAUCUCACAGUCCUUCAAUGGCUCUCUCUCUCCACUCUCCUCCUCCAGAUUUUUCCUCUCUCUCACGGUGACGUCGGCACGGCCGCCCAAUACGGUCCCCCUUAUACACCAACUUCGUGUUACGGGAGCGAUCCAACACAAUUUCCAUCGAGCAACUUAUUCGCAGCAGCAGGAGAUGGAAUAUGGGACAAUGGGGCAGCAUGUGGGAGACAAUACUUGGUGAAAUGCAUAAGUGCGACCACGCCGUAUACUUGCGUUCCUGACCGGACAAUUCAGAUCAGGAUCGUCGAUUUCGCUCCGACCCUGGUUUCUGAACCUUCAUUUGGUGGUACCACCAUGGUUUUGACGGAGACGGCGCUCGCAAUCAUUGCAAAUUCUUCGGCUCCCUCCAUCAACAUCGAGUUCCAACAGGUAUGAUCAAAGAAGGGGAUUACCUUAUAUGAUGUUCUCUAGGAGGAAUGAAGCUGCAAAGAAAGAAGGGGAGAAUGCUGUAAUGACUACAAGAAAUUUAUUGGAGUCUGGACUUGUCUAGAACCACUGAAAGGAAAAGUCCAAUCCAACUAUUAUAUGUUCAUUGCCCAUUGCUUGGUUUGUAGGAUAAUUCUACCCUCAAUUGCUUGAAUUUUCCGUCUCUAUGUUAACUGUCAAUUGCAAAGAAACUCUCGGUGUUUCAGGCAGUAAAAAAUUUGUCGAUUUUUUUUGUGGUUAAAAAGUUGUUAGGUAUUUUUGGAAGUGAAUAAGUUAUUGAGAAAUGUCAAGUUGUUUCUGAGAGUGAAAAAGUUUUUGCUGGA